Lucilia sericata (common green bottle fly) is the source of this 4587-nucleotide messenger RNA. RefSeq lists its product as uncharacterized. NCBI's taxonomy places the organism in Eukaryota, Metazoa, Arthropoda, Insecta, Diptera, Calliphoridae. Gene Ontology annotation, molecular function: transforming growth factor beta receptor activity; ATP binding. The record is from RefSeq and is a predicted model, not a curated record. Gene Ontology annotation, biological process: protein phosphorylation; BMP signaling pathway; cellular response to growth factor stimulus. The transcript is spliced from 6 exons. The coding region runs from base 293 to 3280 and encodes 995 amino acids. Gene Ontology annotation, cellular component: plasma membrane; signaling receptor complex.
GACAUGCCUUAUCUGUAAGACACAAUUACUAAUAGAAUGUCUAAGGCAAAACUGGAAAAAGCGUAAAAAACAAAUAAAUAUACAAUAAAUACAAAAAACAUUUAAUAACAAACCAGACAGACUAACUAACACAAGUAAAAGGAUAUGCAAGCCUGUAAGUCCCUAAAAAUGGCAUUUAAUAUAGAAAUAUUUGGAAACUAACACAAAACAUAUCAUUAAAAAAAUUGAAAACGAAAGUGUUUGAAAAUUUACUACACCAAGAGGAGAGAAGAACGUGAAACAAUUGUAAACAAUGACAAAGCAAAUUCUAAAUAUUUUUCUAUACCUGUUGGUUUUAUUAACUCUAGUAAAAACUGCUCCAACACCUUUUGGUUGCAUGAGCUUUAAAGAAGAUGAUCGCAUACUCUUAGAUGAAGAUGAUGACACCGAUGAGUAUGAUCCACCACAAUUUGAUUCAUCUGGUCUGACAGCCAAAGAAUUACAGAAUACCGUUAAUACCAAAUUGGAAGUUGUGGAAACAACUACACCCACUUUUCGGGUGUGUCCAGCUGAUUAUACAUUUUGUUUUUCUCUUUGGAGCAAUACGCCGAAUGGAACUCAAAUUGUAAAACAAGGUUGUUGGAAAGAAAGCACAGAAGGUAAUGCCACCUGUAAUCACUCGGAAUGUGUCAGUUCUUCACCAACAUCAACCUCGCGUAAUAGUUCCAUGUAUUAUUGCUGUUGUUCGGGUAAUUCUUGUAAUAAUAAUGUAUCGGUAGUAGAACCCUCAUUUCUAGAGUUAUCGAAAACAAAUUUUGCUGAAGCUUCAAAUUUAUUAAAACCUAAUGAUAAACUAAAGUGGUCGACCACCAACCUGUGGUUUGCUGUUUUAAUCGUUUGCCUCUUUAUAACGCUUAUGUCAACUUUUAUAUAUUUUCGCAGCAUAAGGGAAAAACCAGAGCCAGAGGAGGCACCUUUAGCUCCCUCGGGUCCUGGUUAUAGUUCUAAUUUACGUAAUGUUGAUAACUUAAAUUUGAUUUGCAUGCUGGACAGUGGCAAAUAUGGUACCGUAAUGAAGGGUUUGUUGCAUGACCAAGAGGUGGCAGUUAAAAUAUUUCCCGAGGCCCAUCAGCAGUAUUUUAUUAACGAACGGAAUAUUUACUCUCUGCCUUUGAUGGAUUGUCCCGCCUUGUUGACCUAUUUCGGCUAUGACGAACGCCAUACUAUGGAGGGUAAAUUGGAAUAUCAUUUGGUUUUGUCUUUGGCUCCUUUGGGAUGCUUACAAGACUGGUUAAUAGCUAACACAGUGAAUUUUGAAAUAUUCUGUGGCAUGGUGAAAACCAUAACUAGAGGUCUUUCUCAUUUACAUACCGAAUUAAAAAGAGGUGAAGAACAUAAGCCCUGCAUAGCACACAGGGACCUGAAUACGCGUAAUAUUUUAGUAAAAGCGGAUCGUACCUGUUGUAUAGCCGAUUUUGGUUUUGCUUUAAAGGUAUUUGGUCCUCGUUACGAAUACAAAGGAGAGGUGGCAGAAGCUGAAACUAAGUCCAUAAAUGAAGUGGGUACUUUGCGUUAUAUGGCUCCAGAACUACUGGAAGGAGCCGUAAACUUAAGGGAUUGUGAGACUUCCCUAAAACAAAUGGAUGUUUACUCUUUGGGUUUGGUGUUAUGGGAAGUGGCCACACGUUGUUCAGAUUUUUAUCCACAAGGACAAGUCUCACCACCCUAUAAAGCUCCUUAUGAAUUGGAAGUGGGUUCUCAUCCCUCUUUCGAUCAAAUGCAAUCAUUGGUAGUAAGACGUAAGGCACGUCCUCUUUUCCCCACUGGCUGGGGAGGUGGUCCUGCCGCAAAGCUAAUAAAAGAUACUUGUGAAGAUUGUUGGGAUCAUGAUGCCGAGGCACGUUUAACUUCCCUAUGUGCCGAGGAGAGAAUGCAUGAAGCUGCUACCAUAGGAGCUCGUUUAAAUGCCCAUUUAACAGCUACAACUCCUUUAUUGAAUACCAAUAAUCUGGGUACUAUUCAUUCAGAACACGAAACAAUUUAUGAGCAUAAACCUCGUUCUCCCAAUAAUAUAGAAACCAUAACAAACGACACUAAUACCGUAUUUAAUCCACCACCAAAUAUGAAAUUGUUUCCUUACUUAAAGGAUAACAAUGAGCAUGCAUCUACAUCAUCAACAACCGAAAAGAAUCUUUUAAUACAACCGCAACAGCAAUUGCAACCCUAUCAGGGUAGAAAUCCCUGUCAGGAAAGAAAUCUAGCACCUAAAGUGGCCCAAUAUCCACAAAAACUUAUACAAAGUAGCAAGAAACACAGUUUCCAACCACAUUCUGGUGAGGAUAAUGGUUUUUCCUGUUUAGACGAUGAUGUUUCUGUGGAAGAAUUGAUCUCUGGCGGCAGCUCUAAGAAGUUUCCCUCGCUGGAACAAGAGGAAUCCACUCAUAUGGGCCAAGGUUUUCCUAAACAACAAAAUACUGAUCGUAAACUGAAAGGUUGGCAUGGUGUUAGAGCUUUAAUACAAAAACGGCUGUUUCGCAAAAAUGAUGGCAUGGAGAAUUUUGACAUCUUUCGGCAUUUAAAUGGGGGAGAUGAAAAAUCAAAUCUGGUGGAGAAAAAUCUAAGCAACAAACCGGUGGUUAUCAGUUUUAUAGACAAAGAGAAAACCAAUUGUGAUAAACCCAGUGCUACGACGACUAACCUGGUAGGGGAUCAUACCAAUAAUGGUUAUGUACAAAAUAAAAGGCCCAAUAAUUUGGAUCUAAGUCCGCUGGCACAGACAAAUGGCUUUAAAAUAACGCCACCCAAUAGUUUGCAAUCAAAUCCCAUAACCACCAUUGAAGAAGAAGAGUUGCAUAAUGGAGUUGAUGCAUUUGAAGAGGAGGAUACCAAUGAUGAUGUAGAUGAAGUGGAUGGUAUAGUGGAAUAUAGAUUGAAAAGUCUAGACAAACGAAAGUCUACACCCUCACAUAUAGUAACACGAUCUAGAUCAACUAAUCUGUCUAUAGACACGACAAAUGGCCAUUUAAGCGAAGCGGAACUUAAAAAUAUUUCAGCCAUAAAUAAUGCAGUCAUGAUGAGAAAUCACUCCAAUUCAGAGCCACAAUUUAGAAGACAACGUAGUCUAGAGGUAUUUCGUGAGGUAUUUAAUGCACGUGGCAGCAAUGAAAGACUACGUGAUCCCAGUCAACGUGUCAAGACGCCAGGAGAUGUACCACCUUCGGUACGUAAAAUAAGAGCUUCAAAAACUUUAAGUCUUUACGAUGAUCGCAUGAUGGACUCGUCUCUCUUAAAUGCACUCUAGCAUGAAGAGGUUCUGCUCUUGGAAUUAUAGGAGCAGAACUUUUGAUACUCAAUCAAUUAGAAAUCAUAAUCAUACUCAUCAUUUUCUAAACAUAUUUACAUAUUUAUUGUAUAAUUAUAAAUAUUACAGGACAAAAUUCACAUACACACACAUAUACAUACGUAUUCUUAGAUCUUUUAUAGAUAAAGUUCUAUAAAAAUUUAAAUAACAUAUAGAAAUACAAAGCAAAACCAAACGACCAAAGUUAAAGUUUCUUAUAAUUAUAGCGAGAUUAAUUUUAAUUUAAUCUAUUUUAUAUAAGAACUAAAAACUUUUGUCAGUUUCUUUAUUUCAGUUUUCUUUUUUUUUAUAUAUUUUUUAUAGCAAAAACAAAAAGAGAAUAAUGAAUUAAAAAAAAGUGUUAAAUGUUUAUAUGUAUGUAAUUAAUUAAUGUAUUUUUGUAGUAAAGUCAUAAUUAGCUUAGUAAACAUAAUCAUUAUAUUAGACAAAAAAAAAGUUAUACUUUAUUUCACAGAGUGAGCCAACAGCGGGAACAGAGAUCAAGUCAUUAGAAAGAAGUCUGUUUAGAAAGCAUUUUCAAUUAUAUAUUUAGUUUCUUAUUCUCACACUCACACACACAUAUCUUAAGUUUUCAAUAUACAUAUGUAUUUUAGCUGCAAUUGUUUUGAGAUUUGUUAAGAGAUUUAUUUCAAAAUGUUGGCAUUUCUUAGUUUAAGUUAUUAAUCUUAAUGACUUGAUCAAUUGAUAUGUUUUUGACAAAUUGCUAAACUUAACUAUUUCAUGUUAAAACUAAGUGUUGAGAAAUGUCUUCAUUAGAAUUUAUUUAAAACAAAUAAAAGCAUCCAUAUAUAAAUUUAGAUUUAAAUGUUUCAUAUUUCUAUUAAAAAAGACUUUAGACAAAUCAAAAAGUGCUUUUAACAAGAAUUCAUUCUGAAAAAAACUAAAUUCAUUUAAUAAAAAUGUUCACACAAUUCGCAACUAAAUAACACAGAAAUAUGAAACUAUAAUUAUAAUAAUUUAUGCAUAAAAAACAUAAAACAAACUUAUAACAAAGACACAUGAAAAGUAAAUUUAUGGAAUAAAAGAACCUUAGUAUAACAAAUCAUAAAUGUAUACAUAAAUGAAUAAAUGUUUGUAUGGACUCAGUAUAGAAUUUUCACCACAAAAAAGGCCUUCUAGAAAAUUUUUUUGUAAAACAAAUAAAAAUAUAUUAAAAAACAAACAACAUUUCAAUUAAAACAUUUACUUUAAAUAUUUUGUACGUACAUGUAAAUACAAUUAAUCAAUUAUUUAUUAAAAUAAAAAGU